Halteromyces radiatus is the source of this 536-nucleotide messenger RNA. Its product is annotated as vacuolar ATPase assembly integral membrane protein VMA21. The transcript is spliced from 2 exons. Gene Ontology annotation, biological process: vacuolar proton-transporting V-type ATPase complex assembly. Gene Ontology annotation, cellular component: endoplasmic reticulum membrane. The record is from RefSeq and is a predicted model, not a curated record. The coding region runs from base 75 to 377 and encodes 100 amino acids. NCBI's taxonomy places the organism in Eukaryota, Fungi, Mucoromycota, Mucoromycetes, Mucorales, Cunninghamellaceae.
AAAAGAGAAAGCCUAACAUUUUGUUCUUUUGUCUUUCAAUUUUUAUUUUUAUACACAUCUACUCAGUCGACAAAAUGGGGAAGACUCAACAAGCUAAAGAUUCAUCAUCAAAAGCAGAGAUUAUAACCGAUAAAAGAGAGUCUUCUACUCGACCAUCGAUCAGUGCCAGUGUGAUAUUCAAGCUUUUAGGUUUUUCAGCAUUGUUAUUCGUUGGACCUAUUGCCACGUACUACUAUACAGUGGAUACUCUAUUUAGUGGUAACAGUAAUUAUGCUGCUGGAGCGGCAGCUUUGGUAGCUAAUCUUGUUGUUAUAGCUUAUAUUCUAGUAGCUAUGGUGGAAGAUAUGCAAUCAAACAAAGCUGAGAAGAUAGAAUAGAAUAUGAUUCCGUUUAUAAUUCUUUUUUUUUUUUGUUUCCUUUCCUUUUGUACUUUAUUACCUCAUAUCUAUUACUAUCCCCUUUGUAGUUAUUUUAUAUUUUAUAAUGAAGAAAUAAAAUAAAAAAGAAAGAUUGAUAUUAAUUAGUAUCAUAUACAA